AUGAGUUUUUUGGAGAAAAUGCAAGAGAAAGGUCGAAGUAAAAACCAUCAAGAAUUACACUUGAGAGCUUCGGUUCCUUCUUCGACUGUGGAAUGUGCCAAAGAAGAAUGGUAAGUGUAGAAAAAGGAGUAAAACGGUCAUCGGAAAGGUCCACCGAUAAGCAUAGGUGUAAUAGAUUUAGCAGGAAGUUUUUGCCCUCUGCUCUUUAAAGGUGGUGAAAGAAAACAUCAAUCAAGAUGCAGAACAGGAAAGAAAAUAUCGAACAGUUUGUUUUAAGUCCGGGACGAAAACGAAAUGACCCAAUGAAUUUUUUAACUUAACCAGUGAUUCUUUUGUCUAAUUGAAGCGCGCUAAAUCUCAGUUUUAAGAAGCCGAUGGAGUGUUUUUCGGAAAUCGAGGACACAGGACAGCCCUUGAAAAUAUUGGUGAGAUUCGGAAAAUGAAAUUGACUGGAGUAAAGAUAACGAAAACAACACAAAUUUUCUAUUUUGCAAAAAAAUGAGCAAGAAAAUUUAAUCACCUUUUAAGGCUUAGCGACUAGGCAAAUUCAUAAAAACUAAGUUAAUUUCUACUUUCUUACUCUUAGAGUCGUUACGGCACUGUCUUAAAUUACAUGAGUUCACUAUACCCUCAUAAUUAUCCUACAGCCUACAGGAAGAAAGCAAAAAAUUGUCGCGUCCAGGAUCCUUAAAAAGCUUCCAGAAGGAAAAGCGCGAUGGCGAUGUUACCAGUGGUGCUGCCUGUUUCAAAGAGGCCACCACAGAGGCCAAAGCUGCUCCACGUGCUCCAUUGUCAGGCGUCGUUGGAAACCAUGAGAAAAAGAAGGAAGCGAAAGCUGGUGCUGACACUAAGGGGGAUAGUCCUCAGAAGGCUUCGUGUCGAAGCAAUAAAACAAGAUCAGGACCAACAAAGGUCAAAAGGAAAGAUCUACCUCCACCUCUGCCUUCUUCUGACAGCCUUACCGUUUCUCAUACCAGUCCAUCCCUAUCGCUCCGUCUUGUCCUAUUCCUGUCCGCCCUGCUCCCCCUCCACAGCGCCAACCACGUCCUCGUAAGGCGGCUCCACCUCGCCCCCCUCCACCGACUAUCAAGCAGCCUGGAAAAAAGAGUGGUAUUGCAUCCGAUGCAGCUGGCAAAGGACCGAGUAUUAUUAAGAAAAAGGCAAACGAGAUUUGCAAAUAUCCAAAGGAUCUGA
Molecule: messenger RNA, 1194 nt
Organism: Pocillopora meandrina
Lineage: Eukaryota; Metazoa; Cnidaria; Anthozoa; Scleractinia; Pocilloporidae
Source: the annotation of a GenBank genome assembly